UCUGGUCUCUGGGUCUACUCUGUGGGUCUACUCCAGGCUGAAUAUGAAUGGGGGUCCGCGUGAGGAGGAUGGCCACCGCUUGAACCGUGCAGUGCGCCUCCAUCUGCGCAGUGCUGUUUGUCGUGUUUAGUGACUGUGCGCAGCUGAAGCGUAGCAAUGUUUCUUUUGCAGAGGUCGCGUGGCUUUUCACCAAAAGACGAGGAUGGGGUCAUUCUCCAGCGUUUGCAUUGGAGCGUUUUGUAACGUCGUACUGAAUUGCAUCAUGAUUUUCAAUCAGAGCUACGGCGGGUCUCAAUAGUAUAGGCUACCGUGUGCGCUGUUUAUCAUAAAAAUGGAAGACCUCUCACGUCAAGAAAAGGCGUCAAUCCGGUGAUAUGCGUCUGAAUAAGUGAUUUCACAUUCCUGCUCUUCUUGACACAUCUGGGGAAAGAUCUCUCGUUUGUCGCGUGCGCCAGGACAGCUGUGUCAUCAACAACCGGCGUGCUUUUGUUGUUGUCUCAUUUUACGAGCUGGACCUCGGCGUGGUGAGGCGGAUCUGCGCCAGCCAUAGGCUCCUUAGUGACUAAGGUGAGUUGUGGGCGACUCCCCUUGAGACACCUCCUUCUCCUCUUCUAUACCAUGAGCUCUGGCUCCGCCCAGGAUGUGGCAGUCGAGAGUUUCCUGCGUGACAUAGAGAGGCGGAGCAAGCGGCUACACUGCGCUGUGAUUGGCUGCGGCGAGGAGCGCUCCAGUGGCGACAUGAACCUGUUGUAUCGUAAGAGCCGACUGGACUGGAGGCAGAGGGACCAGGAAGGAAGCAGAAAGAGUUCUACCCAGAAUGACCCCUCUGCUACCGUGGGCAAAGUCCGAGACCUGGCAUCAUUUCGCCGCCACUUCCGGAUGGGCUUCAUGACCAUGCCGGCUUCCCAGGACCUGUCCCCUCACUCGUGUGCCUCUGCCAUGGCCCCCCGUUCACAGUCGUGCCAUGCGGUAGGGGCCAGCGACAGCAGCCUGGAGAACGAAGAGGACUACUCUGACACGCAGUCCCAGCACGGAGCCCGCUGCCCCCCAGUAAAACCCAAACGUCACCCCAGCACCCGCCUGAGCACAUCGUCCACCGACAGCAGAGAUGGCAGAGGAGCCCCCGAAGCUGCUCUGCCCCCUCCACCCACACACUCUCAGUCCAAGCACUCAGAAAGGAAGAACUCUAUGAAGAAGUCUGACUCUGGUGAGAUUUGCUCCAAAAAGGUCCCCCCACUGAAGCCUAAGAGGAGCCCGAGCACCCAGCUGACCUUUGAUGCCGUGCCCCCGCGUGUGCCUGCCUCCCUGCCUUUCCAGGGGGCCGACUCCCAGGUCCAGGUCGACGGUGACGAUGAGCCCGUCUACAUAGAGAUGGUGGGACAAGUUUUCAGUAGAGAGAGCCAGACAGCCACCCCCCACCCGGUCACCCCUGUGGCAACCACUCCAGACUCUGACUCCGACCAGAGCGAGGCCAUAUACGAAGAGAUGAAGUACCCCCAACAGGAAGAUAGGGGCAGCCACAGACAACCCCCUCCCAAACAUGAAAAAAUCAAAUCCUCCAAGCAUUACCAUCCCACACCAUCCUCCUCCUCCAGUUCUUCCUCUCUGCCCCGGCCUUCUUCAUCAUCGCCAUCGUACUCCAAACCGAAAGCAAAUGUGUCAAUGUCACACUCCUCACCUCUGCCCUCAUCCGCAUCUUCCACCCCAGUGCCGCAGGUUUUAUCUGCUAGCCCACACACCCCACGUGCUCCCACACCUUACCUUCUUCCAGGUAGUAAAUCUGAGUCUGAAUCCAGCACAAAAAUUCCUGCGCCUUUCCCAAAUCUUCUCCAGCAUCGCCCCCCACUGCUGGCCUUCCCCCAACCAGCUGCUGCCUCCAGUGGUGUCCAGAGCAAAUCUUCUUCUGCCAAAACGCAAACGUCUAACACCACCACACAAGCCAGCACCUCCUCGUCCACCUCCAGUGUCCCCGUGUCCCUCUCUGGCUCCAAAGAGUCAUCCAGUUCAUCAGACAAACAUAAUCGGGACUCGCAGCUUGGCCCUGCCCCUGGACUGAGAGCGAGGAGUCACUCCACACCUCUACCACCCUCCUCCAAAUCCACCUCACCCUUUUCUCAUCACCACCACCACCCGCACCACCGGCCAUCCCACUAUCACCACUACCGCAAACCUGACAGAGGUGACUCGCCCGCCCCCAACAAAAGCAGCAGUGGGCAGUCCACAAGCCAAGCCACAGUGCAGACUCAAACCACAGGUACGGGCAAAGAAAGCAAGUCUGUUAGCUUCCUCUUGAAGGAGAAAGGUGAGAAAGAUAAAGACAGAGAUAAAGAUAAAGAUAAGGAGCGAGGGGAAAGGGACAAAGGGCGAGAGAGGGACAAGGAUCGAGACAGAGACAGAGACAGAGACAGAGACAGAGACCGAGACCGAGACCGAGACCGAGACCGAGACCGAGACAGAGACCGAGAUGGAGGUCCACACUCUUUGCCCAUAGACACCUCCUCUUCAUCCAGCCAGACCCCCCAGAGCAGCACCAGCUCCACUCCCACACCGCUCUCUUCAUCGCAGCGGCCUCACUCUCGCCCACACCUCCGCUCACACGCCCAUGGCCUGCCUGCCUACAAGCCCCCCUCCUCAGACAGCCCCCUGCUCUGGACAUACCCCUCUGGAGGAAUUCGAAGGCCCCCAGCCUAUGAGAGCCUCCGAGCCGGGUCACAGACACCCUCACUGCAGCAGCCCUCCAGCCUGACUGGGCUUGCUGAUGGACCCUCCAAAAGCAAUGGAGGGUCAGGGUCACUCCACUCCAAAGCUGGUUUCCUGCCCUGGGACAGCCACUCCAGUUUAGGAGCAGAUGAAGGCUCUUACUGGCCCAUGCAGAGGAAGCUUUCGUUCAGUCAUGGGAGCAGAGACACAGAGAAUGAGGGUCGUGCCUGGAAUGGCAGUGCUGAUGCCUUGUUGCGGAUGGAUAAAGAAGAGUUUGGUUCUAGAGGGGGGCACUCGGGGAUACCAGUUCAUUUCAGUGGCGCCAGUGGCAGGGCUCUGGGCCACAGUGAGUCUCUGGCUGGUGUGGACAGUAGUUCAGGGUUCAGAGCACUGCCCAGAGCAGGCCUGCCUCUACCCUGCCAGACGUUUCCUACCUGUCGCAAUGGAGAAGUGGGGCGGCUGGGCCGGUCCUCCUCUGCUGCUGGAGUCAGACAGGUGGGAGGAGACGUCCCGAGACAGAGCAGUCUGCCCACACGGGACACACUCAAUUCGGCCCUGCCCUCAGCCUCCUGUAACAGCCCCAGUGUGUCCCGGCAGCAGCAGCAGCUCCAGCUCCAUCAGCAGCAGUUAAAGCAGCAGCUGCAGCAGCUGCAGCAACAGCACCACCUACAGGUGCAGUUCCAGCAGCUGGCUCAGCUAGCCCAGGGUCAGCCCAGCAUCAGCGGGACUGCCUCCUCUACAGCUCAGACCCAGAGAGACGGCAAACUGCUGGAGGUGAUCGAGCGCAAACGCUGCCUGUGCAAAGAGAUUAAAGCCCACAGACGCCCUGACAAGAGCCUGUGUAAGCAGGACAGCAUGCCCAUCCUCCCGAGUUGGAGGCGGACACCUGAACCUCGUAAGACUGGCACUCCGCCCUGCCAGCGGCCACAGGCUGUAGUGUGGGACACAGCCAUCUGAGGGCGGACAGAGGACUGUGCUGAAGGACCAACAAGGCAACAGGAAGAGUGUACUGUGGCUCUAUAAUGGAAAUGUAUUUAAAUGGUUGUGGUGAUAUUCAUUACAAAAGUUUGCCUAUACUUGUGUUUUGAACUGCUCUUAAGGAUGACUUAAGGACAGUUAGGGUAUUUGAUACUUUGAUUAGGGAAAACUGGUAAAUGCGUUGUAAAGAGUCACAAUCAGACUAAAGUAAUUUCUUACCUGAAUGAAUGAUUUGUAAUUGCUAUAUCUUGUUAUUCUUAAUGUGUUCUAAUUGCCAAUGAUUUUUUGCCACAAAGCACCACUAUUACUGCUUCAAAUACAUGACCUACCAGUAAGGGGUGUUUUUAGAUUGUUGUUGCCAAAUCUUUUCCUGUCUCCUUAAGACAAAAAAUACAUUUUAAUUUUUCCCAGCAUUUAGAUAAAGUAAAAAAGGCAACUGCCAAUAAAGAUUGAACUAUUGUUGUGUAGAAACCUCUCUUGAGUGAGACAGUUCCUGAAGUGUUUCCUGUGAAUGCAUAUGAGAUGUCUUGGUAUCAAUAAAUUGUCAUUGUGGAUGCAAAUAAUCAUCACUGGAGAGUAAAAGCUACCUAACUGUAUCUGUUUGCAUAUCUGUAAUCUAAAAUUCUAUUUAAUUUACUCUACAUUUCCUGCAAUUUUAUAGCAAUAUGCUCCCAGUGCUGGAGCAAUAUCAAUGUGUCAACUAGCCUAACAUACAUAUCUAAGACUUGAAUGAGUCAUAUUUUGUGUCAUUUCUGCAUGUCAACAAUAGACAUACAGUAUUGUAAAAUUGUGUGUAGAGAUGAUCAUGUCAGACAUAUACAUUCUACAAAUACUCACUAUAACAAUGUCACAUGGUUGUAUAAAACAAGGGUAAUGUGAUAGAGGGCUUAAGUGGUGCAGUCCAGUCAAAAUCAUCAAUACAAAUACUCCAUCACAGUUGCACAUAAGUGAUUGUUCCAUAUGCUGAAAAACACAGAGACAUCCAUAACUUUGACUGGUGCAACUGAGAAGACUGUGAGAAUAUUGAUCACCUCGAUUCAAUGCUGGAACAAUCUGCACAAAUCAUGGUAUUGGAGAAUAUCAACCCUGCUGUAAAUAGAUAAUGUACAACUGUAUUGAAAAUGUAGCAAUUCUUUCCAUUUUCAUACUUAGUCAAUACAUAUUAUGUAGCAUAUACUGUACAAACAUUUUUUUUAUUUUCUAGAUACAUUUUAUCCGCUGCAGCCAGACCAUCCAUUUCUUCCAGUCAUAUCAGUGAGCAGUAAAAGUCCUCUCUUUCAAAACUUCACUCCAACAGCUGAUCAGUUGAAUUUAUGCAAAACUCCCUUUAAGCUGUGGUAACAUUUCAUUUACACAUUUUUCUAUUUCUAUCCUUUAUGAUUUUAUGUACAGAUUUUUUAUUUAUGUACAAAUUUCAACAACUAGUCCUGUCAACGUUAUGGAUACUUUGCUGCUAUACCUUGAACUGGUUUUGUUCAGAUACACAGAGGCUUACCAUUUUGUUUUAAUAUGGAUAUAGUGCUUAUUAUUAUUCUUACAUAUUUGUUUUAAUUUUAGGAGCCAUGUGAAAUUGAAGAGUGAUGUAAUAAUAUUAAGGCACUUGAAUGUCUUUUGGUUGUUGAUGUUUUUGAUAUAGUUAGCACCAAAUUGUACAGUUACACCACGUGAAAAGGAGACCUAUGUAAAUGUAAUGAAAGUCACUGCUUUGGCCUUUUAAAAAAAUAUUUGUUAUCUUUUAUUCCACCUGCUCCUGUUAAAAGUUUUUUUUCAAGCUUCAUGAGUCCAUUUGAAACAAGUCAGGUUGAGGGAUAUGGGCAAGUGCAAUGCAUGCAGAGAUUCCUUACAAUGAAAUAGCCCCAAAUGUAAUUCCAAAUGCAGAGUAAUCAUCUUAAUAUGAUUUAUUCCCACCGACUGAUAUCAAACCCUGGGUAUCAUUUGCAGUAUAGCUUACUGAAGCUGUUGGUUUUAUGUGUCUACUAAACACUGGCCAUUAUAUGAGUGCCAUACUAUAUUGAUAUGGUAAGAUACGGUGUA
This is a messenger RNA of Periophthalmus magnuspinnatus, 5712 nucleotides long. Its product is annotated as neuronal tyrosine-phosphorylated phosphoinositide-3-kinase adapter 1. NCBI's taxonomy places the organism in Eukaryota, Metazoa, Chordata, Actinopteri, Gobiiformes, Gobiidae. The transcript is spliced from 7 exons. Bases 619 to 3657 code for a protein of 1012 amino acids. The record is from RefSeq and is a predicted model, not a curated record. Gene Ontology annotation, biological process: neuron projection morphogenesis; phosphatidylinositol 3-kinase/protein kinase B signal transduction.